GUUUUUUCGUAGCAUAAGAGUUCGAGUUGGACCGUGAGUCUGUGUCGGAAGUUAGUUUCAGAAAAAGUUUCCUUUACUCUUCUCAGACGCAUAUAAAAUGAACAUCAGGUGUGCUACGCCUGAAGAUCUGAUGAACAUGCAGCAUUGUAACUUGCUGUGCUUACCUGAAAAUUAUCAAAUGAAAUAUUAUUUCUACCAUGGUUUGUCUUGGCCUCAGUUGUCAUAUGUUGCAGAGGAUGAGAAAGGAAAGAUUGUGGGAUAUGUACUGGCAAAAAUGGAAGAAGAGCCUGAUGAAGCUGUUCAUGGACAUAUUACUUCCUUGGCAGUUAAACGUUCACAUAGAAGACUAGGGUUGGCUCAAAAACUCAUGGAACAGGCAUCCCGUGCUAUGGUUGAAUGUUUUAAUGCUCAGUAUGUCUCACUUCAUGUAAGAAAAAGUAACAGGGCAGCUCUUCAUCUUUACAACAAGACUCUGGGAUUCAGCAUUUCUGAGAUUGAACCCAAAUAUUAUGCUGAUGGUGAAGAUGCUUAUGCUAUGAAGAGAGAUCUGACUGGUCUGAGACUGGAGGAAAAUAUUGCUGUUGCUAAAGGUCUUGAGGCAUUAAAUCUUGGGGAUCAAUCUAAAGAAACAGAGGAAAAAGCUUCAGAGGACAGUUGCCGUGAGCGCAAAUGUUGUUCCUACUCCAGACAUGCUAAGGAGGAGCCACCCAGUAGAUGUCCAAGAACCACUCUUGAAGAAAAGUAGGAGGCCACAAAGGAGGGAUCUUAAUAGUGACAAAUGGAAGAGAUACAGAACUACAGUUUUUUUCCCUUUUUUUUCUUUCUUCGGACACUUUACACAAUAUCAUUUUGUUUCCUGUAAAUGCUAUGGUUUAAGCAAUAAGAAAAAUGCAAAAUAAUAAAAGAAAAAUUUAACAGCUU
Molecule: messenger RNA, 921 nt
Organism: Pocillopora verrucosa
Lineage: Eukaryota; Metazoa; Cnidaria; Anthozoa; Scleractinia; Pocilloporidae
Product: N-alpha-acetyltransferase daf-31
Biological process (GO): N-terminal protein amino acid acetylation
Cellular component (GO): NatA complex
Molecular function (GO): protein N-terminal-serine acetyltransferase activity; protein-N-terminal-glutamate acetyltransferase activity
Source: RefSeq, a predicted model, not a curated record